GAUUCUUCCAUAACCUUCGUUUUGCUUCUACUGAAAAACUUUAAAGUUUAAGCCGAACCUUUGCAUAAACACUCCCGCAUCAGUUGCAUGAACAUAGGGUGCUAGAAACGUACCAUGAAUCCUCAAGCGGACAGGGUUGUUAGAAGAGUAACCAUGAUAGCAACUAUAACUGCUUCAUAUUUUCUCUUAACUGCUGAUUAUGAACCUACUGUUCUAGACCCUAUUAAGAAGGGAUUGCUUUCAGCUGAGAGCACUGUGAAAGAGUAUGUUUUUGGAUCAAAGAAAGAGUCUCAAGAAAAUCAAAUGGAGAAAUUGGACAGCAAUAAAGAGCAUCCAUAAAUUUUUGGUUGUUUUGUAUCAGAACAUCAAACUCUGAAUCAAGGUUUUCCUUUAGCCAUAAGAACGUAUAGAUAUAGAAUAUCUGUAAUUUUUAAUGGAUUGGUUUGACUUGAUGAUUAGAGGUUGUCAAUGUAUAAACUGUAUCAGUUAUAUAUCACAACUUAAUGCAUGUUUAGAUUGAAGAGUUUGAAA
Glycine soja is the source of this 531-nucleotide messenger RNA. RefSeq lists its product as uncharacterized. The record is from RefSeq and is a predicted model, not a curated record. Bases 115 to 339 code for a protein of 74 amino acids. The transcript is spliced from 2 exons. NCBI's taxonomy places the organism in Eukaryota, Viridiplantae, Streptophyta, Magnoliopsida, Fabales, Fabaceae.